UUUUCAUGGGACUCAAAUUUGUCCUUCUGCGGCUCCAGUAGAGCGUCUCUUCCGGUAGAGGAAAGCAGCAGCCGAGCUGAGAGUUAGCCGUUUCUGUGAAGGUCGUGAGUCUAACCUGUGAUCCAUCAUGUCUUUGGCAAAGCCUGUGAUGAGGGGGCUGCUGGGAAAGCGUCUGAGGUUUCACCUGCCCAUUGCGUUCGCUCUGUCCUUAGUGGCUGCAAUCGGCUUCAAGUACGGUGUGACGGAGCCCAGGAAACGGGCCUACGCUGACUUCUACAAGCAGUAUGACGCCGUCAAAGAGUUCACCGCCAUGAAGGAAGCCGGCGUCUUUGAGAGCGUGCGGCCCUCUGGGGAGUAAACUCUCUCUCUUCUUCCCCAUCAUUUAUUCCUGGUCUGAGGAUGCAGUUCCUUCUUGUCCCCUUGGAUGUUAUUUACUGAUUUAGAUGUGGACAUCGCUAUGCUGUUUUGUUCCUCUAAAUAAAAUAUUCUAUUAAUGUAAAA
Molecule: messenger RNA, 501 nt
Organism: Perca flavescens (yellow perch)
Lineage: Eukaryota; Metazoa; Chordata; Actinopteri; Perciformes; Percidae
Gene: cox6c
Product: cytochrome c oxidase subunit 6C
Exons: 4
Coding region: 128-358 (76 amino acids)
Source: RefSeq, a predicted model, not a curated record